Penicillium macrosclerotiorum is the source of this 1797-nucleotide messenger RNA. RefSeq lists its product as uncharacterized. The coding region runs from base 1 to 1797 and encodes 598 amino acids. Gene Ontology annotation, cellular component: plasma membrane. The record is from RefSeq and is a predicted model, not a curated record. Gene Ontology annotation, biological process: iron ion transport; intracellular iron ion homeostasis; copper ion import. NCBI's taxonomy places the organism in Eukaryota, Fungi, Ascomycota, Eurotiomycetes, Eurotiales, Aspergillaceae. Gene Ontology annotation, molecular function: ferric-chelate reductase activity. The transcript has 5 exons.
AUGGAGGGCAUGAUGAGUAUGCUUCCGUGGCUGGACCAGCCGGUCAUGCUGCACUCGAAUCGCGACCCGGGGGAGUGUACGAUGACCCCCGAGCAGUGUGCCUUUAAGAGUCGGUAUUGGGUGUACUGGUAUGAGGCAGACCACCGCUAUGCACUGCCCACGGUGGCCUUCUUUAUGGUAGCCAUUAUCCUCUUCGCUAUUCCCCAUGUUCUGGGCGGGCUUUUCCCUCGAACAGUCAAGAAAAGUCCCAUCUCGUCGCGGAUUGUGGCUGGAUUCCGCUUUCUAUCUUACAAAGAAUGGCGAAUCGCGGGUUGGAACACGCAGUCGCUCGGUAUCUUCUUGCUGGGGGCUGCUGGACUGGUCUUCUUUUUGGCUAUGACCCUUGGUCCCCAUCCAUAUUAUUGGCCUAAUACCAAGGAAAUCAGCUACGGGAACUCACCUCCCAUUGCCACCCGCACAGGGUUCAUGGCGCUGGCGUGUCUGCCAUUCCUGAUUAUCCUCGGUGCUAAAGCAAACCCGAUCACGGCAGUGACGGGAAUCUCCCAUGAGAAGCUUAAUGUCUGGCACAACUGGGUAGCCUGGGCCAUGUUCGUCUUGGCUUUGAUCCAUACCUUCCCCUUCAUCGUCUUCCAUAUCUGGAAGGGCGAUAUUGUCGAGCAAUGGAGCUCUGGUGGUGUUUGGGUCACUGGAGUAGUCGCGCUUAUCGCCCAGGCAUGGCUCACUUUCAUGUCCGUACCAUGGAUUCGAAACCGGUAUUAUGAGUUUUUCAAAGCCACUCACUUCUUCAUGGCGAUGGUCUUUGUCAUCUUCUUUUUCUUCCACUGCGACUUCCGCAUGUCAUCCUGGGAUUACUUCAUCGCCACCGCAGUCAUCUACACCCUCUGCUGGCUCUAUUCGCAAUGCAAGACAUACUUUGAACAUGGUGUCCGGCACAAGGCCCGUUUAGUGCCCGAGUCGGACCAAACCCUUCGGAUUACCAUCGACACGCAGAUGAAGUGGGCACCAGGCCAACACAUCUUCCUUCGAUUCUUGACCGGUGGCAUGCACUCGCUCACCGCGCAUCCGUUUACGAUCUGCUCGGUUCCACAGAAUGGACACAACAGCCAGCUGGUCUUCUACGUCAAGCCGCGAGGCGGCCUCACAGGCCGUCUCAUGAACUUGGCGAAAAAGAACCCCGAUGUCCAAGUCCCGGUCUUGAUGGAUGGCCCAUAUGGUGGUACCCCCGAUGGACGUAUGGGGCAGUUUGACAAAGGUCUCAUCAUCGGGGGUGGCGCUGGUGCGGGUCUGACCUUGUCCUUCAUCGAAGAUUACAUCCGUCACACUGGCAGCAGCCAGAUGCAAAAAUUGAGGGUCAUCGUUUCCACCCGCGACCCGGGCAUGCGUGCAUGGUACGUCCAAGCACUGGAGGCGAUGGCGGUAAGACAAAGUCAAGAAAAGCCCAUCUCAGGACUAUCAGUUCACAUCCAUGAAACUUGCGCUGAAAGGGGCGAGCAAGAAUCUGAUGCCGAAAGAAUUAAUAUCGAGGGCAAAGCAGAGAGCAUUCGCUCGAAAGAAUGCAGUACGUCGGUGACGGGGCUGUUUAACAUCCAGUGCUUCACUGGUAGGGCAGAUCUCCCCGCUGCCGUUCAAGAGACAACGAAUGAAGCCGGAGUGUCAGUCGGAGUUGUUGUCUGCGGCCCUUCUUCGAUGACCCAUGAUGUCCGCGAAGCAGCGUCCAUCGCCCAAAGUAAAAUAAUUUCCAAGUCACAGGGCGGUGCCCGAGAAUUGUGGCUGCAUAGCGAGAAUUUCUCAUAUUGA